AUGUCCUCCCAAAUCCCCGCCUUCCAAAAAGGCAACACAGCCCUCAUAACCGGCGGCGCCUCCGGCAUCGGUCUCGCCCUCGCCCAACGUCUCUUAUCCUACGGCCUGCGCGUCCUCGUCGCAGACAAAGAUGCUUCCUCUCUCUACCGCCUCUCCUUGGCCCCCGAGACAGAGGACUUAAUCCCCUUCGAAAUGGACGUCGCCAAGCUGGAAGACUGGCACCGCCUCAAGACCAAGAUUUCUGAAGCCUUCAACGGACAACUCAACGUCCUAGCUCUCAACGCCGGCCGCGGGCUACCCACCUCUUUCACCAACCCAGAUCCUACCAAUUUCUACGAAACAAUGCAGACGAAUUUGUUUGGGGUGAUCAAUGGUGUUACUACUUUGUUGCCCCUCGUCCAAAGCACCUCCCAGACCUCUGGUCCCUCAAGCAUAAUUAUCACCGGCUCCAAACAGGGAAUCACCAACCCGCCGUCUAACCCGGCUUACAACGCGUCCAAGUCCGCCGUCAAGACGCUGGCGGAACACUUGGCGUUUGAUUUGUCCAAGUCUGAUCCCAGUGUUCUCAACGAAAAAAAGGAAAAGGAGAAGCCGGCGGGAGCAUGGUGGCCUGAGCAGGUGAUUGAUUAUCUCGAAAAGAAGAUGGAGGAGGGCAAGUUUUAUGUGAUUUGUCCGGAUAACGACGUAAGCGAGGAGAUGGAUAAGCGGAGAAUGGUCUGGGCUAUUGGGGAUGUGGUGGAGGGGAGGCCGCCGUUGACGAGGUGGAGGGCGGAGGACGGAUGGAAGGAGAGGGCGGAGGAGGGGAUGAAGAAACUGGAUGUUUAG
This is a messenger RNA of Sordaria macrospora k-hell, 825 nucleotides long. The record is from RefSeq and is a predicted model, not a curated record. NCBI's taxonomy places the organism in Eukaryota, Fungi, Ascomycota, Sordariomycetes, Sordariales, Sordariaceae.